Messenger RNA from Pygocentrus nattereri (red-bellied piranha), 3307 nucleotides. RefSeq names its product spermine oxidase-like. The record is from RefSeq and is a predicted model, not a curated record. The coding region runs from base 1405 to 2913 and encodes 502 amino acids. Gene Ontology annotation, molecular function: polyamine oxidase activity. The transcript has 4 exons. NCBI's taxonomy places the organism in Eukaryota, Metazoa, Chordata, Actinopteri, Characiformes, Serrasalmidae.
GAUUAUUAAAUAACGGCUCUAAAAUAUCGCGAGAGAUUCUUAUUUAAGAGUCAGGCUUUGUAUUUCUGCUUUUAUUUUAUUUAUUAACCUUUUAAAGAUGUUGAGGCCAGGUCAGAGUCAGGGGGGCAAAUGGGUCAGUGGGUAAUGCCCCACUAAACCCAGUAUUACAAGGCAGGAAAAAACAUACCAGUAAAUGUUUCUGUCUGUUCCUGGUGGUUUUGUAAUGUGCCUUGGCUUUGCCUGAUGGGCUGAUCUCACAGUGUAAAGGAUUCUAAUGCUUUAACUGAUCACCUGGGACUGACUCCAGAUGCAUUUGAUGGGUCCCUAUGUGUAGGGGUCUUGCAGGAAAAUGGUGGUCUCUAAAGCUUAAUCCUUAAACCCAUUCCCAUUAGCAAGCAAAAACAUUAGGCUUUAGUCCUAGUGGUUCUAAUGGUCUUUUUCUCAGUAGGGUAUGUACAUGCUUCUAUACUGACAAGAGGCAAAAGAAUGUAAAAGAGGUUUGCUUUGAUCACUUUAUAUUAUCUUCAUGUAGGGAUGCGCUGUAUGAUGUGUAAAGAUAAAUAAGCAGAUUUCCUAAAUGAGCAUACCUUGGGUGAUUUGUAUAAAUGUUGCUCUUGUUGAUUCUCCCCUAAAUGUGUGGCUCCCUUUGGGUGGGUGAGGACCACAGAACAGAUUUAGUCAUACCAAAGAGUUCUCACAUAUAUGUACCUAUUUUUGUCUGCCGUGCAGAAAUGUAAUGGUACACUCAGCCCCUGACUCAGUUAGGCUCUUGAUACUGAAUUCAGUAGAUUCAGUGUUCCACGAUAUUUUGAACAAAAUUCAAAUGAUGAUGAUCAUUAUUAUCAUAAGACCUAUACGAAUAGGAUUAGUUUUAGAUGUCAUGUAAUUUUUGUAUCCAAGUGAUUUUCUCAUAUCAGUAAAGAUUCUGACACUUUUUACUUCCUAUAGAAUUAGCUGUAGAAAUAAACCCAGGUGAUAUUCCAUGCAAAUUGACAGUAAAUAGAAUCAGUAAAACACUAUCAUUUAAAUCCAGAGAAAACAGAAUAUAUGUGCCAUUCUAAUGUUCUGUAAAGUUCGAAAGUUGUAAAUUAAAUGUGCAAUUUAUUAGUAUCUUUAAUAGUCUGAAACGUGCACACGUUGAAAAUCUCCUUUAUGCAUAUGCACGAACAGGUAUCCAUACACUCAUUGCGAGGCUAAGAGGUGUAAAACCAGACUCAGAUCAGUUUCAUAAAUCAGCUUUAAUGGAACCUUUAUCUCAUGUUGACGUCACAUUGGCUCCAAAGGUCACAUAUUUCAUAACCUGCGCUGUUAUCAUGCCAGCAAACUGCAGUGGCUGUCACAGUAGAGAAGACCUAGCAUAUCGGCUUUUAUUUGCAAUCAUCUGAUCAACGUUGAACAGUAAAUAUGAGUGCUUCCAGAGAUGCCAAGGUCGUGGUGGUCGGUGCAGGAUUUGCAGGUUUGGCUGCAGCAGUCUCUCUGGUCCAGGCUGGUUUUCAGCACAUCCAAAUCCUCGAGGCUAAUGGACGAGUUGGAGGCAGAGUCCAUACCACCAGACCAUUCACCAAGAAUAUUAUAGAACUUGGUGCCAACUGGAUCCAUGGACAGGAUGGGAACCCGAUUUUCCAACUAGCAAAAGAAGGUGACUUGUUGGUUGAAGGGAUGUCUUCCAGUAAAAUAAUGUGCUUGCCCCACUCAGUAACUCCCCGUGAUUACUUUUUCAAGCAAGGUGGGAAACAGCUUUCUGCUGAAACUGUCGAUCAGGUAUGUUCCCUAUUCAGUAAACUCACCUCCAAGGCCUUUGACUCAGAGCUGGAAGAUAGACACAAAGCCUUAAGUCUAGGGAGUUAUCUUGAUGCUGCCUUUGCCGAGUCACCUUUAGCUGCUUCUGAAGAUUCUGAAAGACAAAGGAUUUUUGAGUGGUGUAAGAGAAGUGAAUGCACAGAUGAGGCAAGUUCAUCGCUAUAUGAAGUGUCUGCAUCGCAGAUUGGUUAUUACAUUGCUCUUGAGGGAGGCUUUUUUAACUCUUUGGGUCCUGGGGGCUACCAGGCAAUAUUAGAUAUUCUUUUGAAAUGUUUGCCUUCAGGAAUGAUCCUGAGCAAUAAACCAGUGAAGAACAUCCACUGGGACCUAGAGGAGAAAUCCCAGGGCACUGAGAGCAGAGAGAUGCAUCCUGUGAAGGUGAUCUGUGAAAAUGAUGAAGUUUUUGAAGCUGACCAUGUAAUUGUGACUGUAUCUUUAGGGGUUUUAAAGCAACAGGCAGCAGCUAUGUUUAAACCAGCCUUACCAAAAUCUAAGAUGGAUGCUAUUGAGAGGCUCGGCUUUGGUACGGUGGACAAGAUCUUCCUGUGUUUUAGUGAGAGGUUUUGGCCAGAGGACUGUGCUGGAAUCCAACUCGUGUGGGAUGAAGGGCCUGAAGAUAAGUCUGUCUACACUUCGCAAACUGAAGAGGCCUGGAAAGAGAAGUGGUUUAAGAAGAUCUGUGGAUUUGAUACUGUGGCCUGUCACCCUACAGUACUCUGUGGCUGGAUUACAGGCAGAGAAGCCCUUCACAUGGAGACACUUCAGGACAGUGAAGUGGGAGAUACCUGUGUGAGACUGAUCAGGUCCUUCACCGGCUGGUCUGUUCCUGAUGUGUCCCAAGUGCUGAUCUCCAGGUGGGGUUGUGAUCCUCAUACCCUUGGUUCCUAUACAUUUGUUCCUCACAAUGUGAAUGCGGUGAAGGAGCAUGAGGCACUAGCAGCACCUCUUCCCUUUCAAAAUAAAGUUCCAGAGAGCAAGCCCCUGCAGGUGCUGUUUGCAGGAGAAGCCACUCAGGUGAACUUCUACACCACCACCCAUGGAGCCUACCUCUCAGGAGUCAAAGAAGCACAGAGACUCAUAACUCUGUACUCUGAUAAGACACUCAGUCAUUAGAGAACAAAAUGCUAACUGCUGUGACUCUUUUUAUUGAUUUUUAUGACUGCGCAAUGAUUGACAGACUACAUGAGCAUGAUCUUUGCAAUUUUCAAGGACGUGAGCCAGAAUUGUUGGAGCCCACUAAGUAAGACAUACUUGCUUAGUGGGCUCCAAUGACUGACCAUUGGGGCGCUAUGACUGACAUAUAUUUGAAACAUUUGAAUCCAUAGGAGCAUUGCUAUCUUUAAUUUUUGAGCAGAUUCCCAGCUGGAUUGUUAAAGGGGUCCCUCCUCUCCAUGGUCCAUAUGGUGUAGGACUGUUGAGCUGACCUUGAUGAAGAUAAUGCUUAACUGCAUCUGCAGGAAUGUGUCUUUACUCCAUACCUGUUAUAUAAAUAUUAUGUCUUUCAGAA